AUGUCCAUAGUAAGGCGUUUAGAUAAAGCAGUAUCACUCGCUCUCAAGUCCAAUCUUCAGCUUAAUCUGAUAGGCGAUGUCAUCAAAGGAUUAGUGGAGAAUAGUCUGGAUGCUGGAUCAACCGAAAUAAGAAUAUCAGUUCAAUUAGAUAACAUCAUUUGCAUAGAAUGUGAGGAUAAUGGCCAUGGUAUCCCACCAAGCGAACUAGAGAAGAUUGGAAGUGAAUACUGGUCUUCAAAAGGAGUGCUGAAGCUUGAAGAUUUAGAGGAUUUGAAAACUUAUGGGUUUAGGGGUGAGACAUUACACAGCCUUUCCCAGAUAUCCAAGGCGCUUCGAAUUAGCUCUAAAGUGUUAAGCAGUGACCGAAGUUUCACCACUGUCUACAAUAAUGGGACUCAUGUUGUAAGCCUGACGGAAUGUGAUGAUUACGGUAUUGGAUCACCUCAAGGGACGGUGGUAAAGAUUACUGGAUUGUUCUAUAAUCUCCCUGUUAGACGUACUUAUAUUUCGAACACCAGCCAAAAGUCAAUUUCUCAACAGAUAAAGUUGGCGCUUUUCCCAUUGUGUGCAACAAAUCCUGAUCUCUCGAUAAAAAUCAACCUUAUUGAGCCUGACGUCUCUUGUGAAAAGAGCAUCCUUUCAGUUAGCAAAGCUGUAUCCCCAGAUGACAGACUGAGCACUUCAUUUGACCUGAUAUUCGGAAAUAUGGGAUCUAGCAUGGUACCUUUGCAAAGUUCACAUAUGGAUUAUAAAGCCGAUUCCAUUUUUGGCCUGAAUCCGACAUUUAAUAUUUCACAUCGGUUUAUUUUUCUCAACAAGAGGCUGGUGAUGGACGAAAGGCUUUACAAUCUUAUAACUAGAGAACUAGCCCAACUUUACAAGAGCCAAAAUGUUCACCGCCCUAGUUUUGCGUUCGUUGUUAGUUUCACAGGUCCCCAGCAUCCCUCUGAACUAACACAAGGACCCCAGAAAACUAUUAAUACAGUGCAUGAAAUCCAGACAUUGACUUAUCUUACAAAAUGCCUAAUCGAUAAAGUUGCAGUUAAUUAUAUUGGAUCACUGCAACACAAUAAAAGAAUGAUUGACUCCUUCAAAGAGGCACCUGAAAAAAAUAAAACACGAAAGAUUCAACCUUUGAAGGACAACAUUUCACCAUUCUUCUGUUCAAACUUAAAGCUGAGUAAAGAUGACCUGAGUUCCGUAAAAUUGGUUGGCUUAAUGGAUCAAAAGUUCAUUGUGGUCACUUUAGUCACAAAACACCAAGGGACCGUACUGCUUGCGUUAGACCAACAUGCUUGCGACGAAAGAGUCAAGGCAGAGAAACUCUUCCAGAAUUAUAUUAAUAAUCUCUCAAACUGUUCAGUUGCGAUUGAAAACAUUACUUGGGAUUUACCUGAAAUGGUUAUGAAUUUAUUUUCUACGUUUGAAUUCUCUCUAUCUACCUGGGGGAUCAGAUUCAUUAGUCUGAACUCUAGAAUAAUUCUCACUCACCUGCCCUCAGUGCUUACGGAGGGAAAGCUGUCACAUGAAUCACUAAAAUCAGGAAUACUGCAAUACCUGAGCGAUUUGGAAGCUGGGAAAAAAUGCCCAAAGCCUCCUGGUGAAAAAUGGUUUGAGACAUUACCAUUUAUUCCUGAUAUGAUUAUUAAUGUUGUGAAUUCUCUAGCUUGCCGUUCUGCUGUGAAAUUCGGCACGUCUUUGGAUACAGCUCAAUGCAGAACAAUCAUCCAAAACCUUAAAUCUUGUGAAUUGCCCUUUCAAUGUGCACAUGGCAGGCCAUCGAUGGUUCCUUUAACUAUGCUAUAG
Molecule: messenger RNA, 1806 nt
Organism: Komagataella phaffii GS115
Lineage: Eukaryota; Fungi; Ascomycota; Pichiomycetes; Pichiales; Pichiaceae
Product: Protein involved in DNA mismatch repair and crossing-over during meiotic recombination
Exons: 1
Coding region: 1-1806 (601 amino acids)
Biological process (GO): mismatch repair
Cellular component (GO): mismatch repair complex
Molecular function (GO): ATP-dependent DNA damage sensor activity; ATP hydrolysis activity; ATP binding
Source: RefSeq, a predicted model, not a curated record